UCGCCUGUGACCGGAUCCUCCGGGCGUUUUCGACACGCGCUCGUGUGGAGAUCAGUGGACUCCGCCUCCUACCUGCCACGCGCGCGCGCUUACCGCCGGAUCAGAGCGUUCACGGUCCUCCGCUGACAGCACGCACUUCAGCUAACUAUCUAAAACUGCCCUGCAAAGUUAGAUGUAAGGCUAAAAAGCGAACGCCCUUUGGCCAGUAUAACGCUCCCGUUUGUUUCAGUCCAGUGAAAUUCUUUAGCGUCGUGAACACUGAACGCUCUGGCACAAACGAGUAUGGACAGUUUCGGACUGUGCGGGGGAAAGAUGCUAAACGUCAAGAAGUUGUGGAUAUAAACGGACAGAAGAACAGAGCUCGUUCCUAAUAUCCUAUGGCUUGAAGUUUCAGGCUUCUUCCCUGGCCACAGCUCAUGGAUUUCCUCACGGAGUAUCCCUACAAUGACACUUAUUAUGACAACGGGACCGGGGCCCUCAACAGCACAAGCUGUGAGGCCAAGCAUCAGUAUAACUACUAUGCCAUGCUCCUGACUCUCCUCAUCUUUGUCAUUGUCUUCGGCAAUGUAUUGGUGUGUAUGGCAGUCUCCCGAGAGAAAGCGCUGCAGACCACCACUAAUUACCUCAUUGUCAGCCUGGCGGUGGCAGAUCUUCUCGUGGCCACAUUAGUUAUGCCCUGGGUGGUGUACCUUGAGGUGGUGGGGGAGUGGCGUUUCAGUAAAAUCCAUUGUGACGUGUUCGUCACCCUGGACGUCAUGAUGUGUACAGCCAGCAUUCUUAAUCUGUGUGCCAUUAGUAUUGACAGGUACACGGCUGUUGCCAUGCCGAUGUUGUACAACACACGCUACAGCUCCAAGAGACGAGUCACGGUAAUGAUCUCGGUGGUUUGGGUGCUUUCAUUCGCUAUUUCCUGCCCCUUGUUGUUCGGAUUAAAUAACACAGCUACACGGGAUGAUACCGUAUGUGAAAUCGCCAACCCCGCUUUUGUUGUCUACUCCUCCAUCAUGUCAUUCUACGUGCCCUUCAUCAUCACCCUUCUCGUGUACGUGCAGAUCUACGUGGUUCUUCGUAAGCGUCGAAAACGGGUCAACACUAAACGGAGCUGCCAGAAGACAGACGCUGAUGCUCUGCCCCCUCUCAAGGAAAAGUGCACUCAUCCUGAAGAUGUGAAAUUGUGCACAGUUAUCAUUAAGACCAAUGGGGGUUUACCUGCAAAAAACAAGAAAGCACAACUAAUAAAGGAAGUCCUGCACCAAGGUGGUGAUGUGGGGGUGGACGUUACUCCAUGCACCAGCCCUCCAGAGAAAAAGAAACUGGCAUCCACUCUGGUCGUCGAUCUGCUGGCCAAUCCAAGCCCCAUCCAUGGCUCUCCCUCCCACGGUGAAUGUCAGUCAAACGUAGAUGAGAAAAAUGGGCACGCCAAGGAGGUCCAGACCCCUAAAGAAGCCAAACCUGUUGAAACUCAGGCACUGCCCAAUGGCAAAACCCGAACUACAGUGACCAAAACCAUGAGCAAGAGAAAGAUAUCCCAGCAUAAAGAAAAGAAGGCUACUCAGAUGCUGGCUAUUGUUCUAGGUGUUUUCAUUAUUUGCUGGCUGCCCUUUUUUAUUACUCACAUUUUGAAAACUCACUGCACGAGCUGCGUGGUGCCGCUGGAAAUGUACAAUGCCUUCACUUGGCUGGGAUAUGUGAACAGUGCCGUCAACCCUAUCAUAUAUACCACUUUCAAUGUGGAGUUCAGAAAGGCUUUCAUAAAGAUAUUGCACUGCUGAGGACCUUAUUCGCUGCACGCAUAGACGAGGGGAGAUGGAGGAUUUCACAAGAGGUUAGUGCCAUCUUUCACCGCCAUGUGAAAUGAGGGAUUUACAAAGCCAUGCUUUUAGGGCAGAGCGGAAGAACUCAUUACAGAAAAUGGAGGUUCAAAUGAAUGUAAAGUAAAGUUAUAUUUGUGUGUCUCCAUUAUUUCUGCCAGUGCAUGUGCGAACCCGUUUCUUCUCUUUGGAACUGAAGUAUGAAUGUGAUUAAUUGUAGAAUUAAGGCAAAUCUGAGAUGAUUGGCAAUUGGAUCUCACUACAGAGACUUUUAUGCAAGCAGGGACCUGAAUGUCGUACAGUAAUUACAUCGUUAUAUCAAUUUAGUGGCGAGCAAUUGGUUACAAAAUGCUUACGGCUCUGUUCAAGUAUUUAUUUAAUCACCGAUCUGUUUCUUUGUUUGAGAACUUGUUAAUAAAGAGAUAGGUAUUGUAAAGACAAAUAAACAAGGUGAAAAUGCCAUUUACGGUUUUAUAAAGCCAGACCACAAAGAUACUAAAGGUGCACUCAGUAACUUUUUCUUUACGUUGCGCUGGUUAUUUUAAACACAUACUGACACCCAGGAGCCUGGAGUGCAGAAUUAUGCAAUUUAAAAGAACAGCUCACCUAAAAAUGAUCAUCCCCUGAAAAUGUACUCACCCUCAGGCCAUCCAAGAUGUAUUUGUUUCAUCACUGCAGCAGAUUUGGAGAAGUUUUUGAGCAUCGCCAGCUCAACAGUGGAAUUCACUGCCAAUGAUCACAAUAAAUUUAGAUUAUCGUGAUGUUUUUUAUCAGCUGUUUGGACGUUCUGACGGCACCCAUUCACUGCAGAGGAUCCGAUGGUGAGCCACUGACGCAGUGCAAAAUUUCUUCAAAUCUGUUUUAAUGCAGUAACAAACUCAAGUUUAUUGAGUAAAUUUGAACUAAACGUUUAUUUUUGGGUGAACUAUUUCUUUCAUUUAUCUAGGAAUUAUGUUAAUGAUAUGAUGAUUAGCCAAAAUAAAGUAGUAUAUUAUUUAAUAUAUUAUGUUAUAUAUUAAAACAUUUAUUUACAAAAAAACUGAGCGCACCUUUAAGCAAAUGGAAAUGAAUGCCUUUGACUUACCGACUAUGAAGGACAAUGUAAAUAUGAAUUAAAUAGUUUUAUUAAAGCCCAUGACAAAAAUGAUCAUGCAUGUUACAUUGGUACUUCUCAUAACAUUGCAGCCAAUGUAUGUCUAUAGUAUUUUUGUGUACAUCACCUGUACACAAACCUAUCUGAACUAUAUAAAGGUGUGUCUAUGUUUUUUCUGUCUGUUCACUGGAGUAAGUGUUUGAUUUGACAUGUGACAGUUCAUUUUUGUGGUUGAAAAAAAAAAUUAAGCACAAUUAAUUUGUGAAAAAUAGAAAAAAAUCUCCAGUAAUAAAAGCGGUGUCACAAUUUAAACUCGGCCAUAAAUAUCCACUGCUCACCUUUUUUGAAUCAGGCUUUGUGGAUCACACACAGUUUUGGUGCAAAGUGCUAUAUUAUACAGCAUGAUAAUGAGCAUUUGCUAUGUUGCAGGUGAAGGUUAUAACUGCACUACAAUUUAAGUUC
Puntigrus tetrazona (Sumatra barb) is the source of this 3366-nucleotide messenger RNA. RefSeq names its product D(2)-like dopamine receptor. The record is from RefSeq and is a predicted model, not a curated record. NCBI's taxonomy places the organism in Eukaryota, Metazoa, Chordata, Actinopteri, Cypriniformes, Cyprinidae. Bases 417 to 1772 code for a protein of 451 amino acids. The transcript is spliced from 8 exons. Gene Ontology annotation, molecular function: G protein-coupled receptor activity; dopamine neurotransmitter receptor activity, coupled via Gi/Go. Gene Ontology annotation, cellular component: presynaptic membrane; glutamatergic synapse. Gene Ontology annotation, biological process: adenylate cyclase-activating adrenergic receptor signaling pathway; adenylate cyclase-inhibiting dopamine receptor signaling pathway.